Sebastes umbrosus (honeycomb rockfish) is the source of this 2933-nucleotide messenger RNA. RefSeq names its product angiogenic factor with G patch and FHA domains 1 (gene aggf1). Lineage: Eukaryota; Metazoa; Chordata; Actinopteri; Perciformes; Sebastidae. Gene Ontology annotation, molecular function: nucleic acid binding; protein binding. Bases 1 to 2259 code for a protein of 752 amino acids. The transcript has 14 exons. Gene Ontology annotation, biological process: vasculogenesis. The record is from RefSeq and is a predicted model, not a curated record.
AUGUUAACGUCUUCAGUUGAGCUAAUGGAGAACGAAGAUGGAGAAAAGGACACGGAGUCUGAAGAGGCUGAGCUCCGUCUGAAAGUGGAGUCACUGAAGCAGGAGCUUCACGAGUGCAGAGCCGAGCUGACCAAGUUAAAGAAACAACUGAGCCAGUCCGAGAGACUGCAGAAGAGCACAGAGAGCUACAACGAGGACCUGAGGAAACAGGUUGACCAACUGAGCGCAGAUAUUCAUGAACGGAAGAAGAAAGAUAAAGUCAAAGUCGACAGUGAAACUCAGACAGAAGAAUAUGAAUGGACAGAAACUGAUUACUACAACUACUACUAUGGAGGCUACCCUCAGAACCCAGAGGCUUCAGACACUACGGAGGGCCUGAACACAGUAGCAGCAGUAGUGGAUGGAGCUGAUGGCAGCGAAACAGCAGAGGUUUCAACACCAAAUGAAACAGCUGAUGCUAACCCUAACCCCGACGGCAGUGUUGCAGUCACAACAGAGGAGGGGGAUGGAGGAUCUAUAGCUGAUAUGUUGAGGGCCACAGCUGAAGAGGCUAUGACACAGACUGGGUUUAUCUUUGAUGAGACUACUGGGAUGUACUAUGACCACGCCACAGGAUUCUACUAUGACUCGGCCAGUCAGUUGUACUAUGAUAACAACACAGGCAUUUACUACUACUAUGAUGCAGAGAGUGGACGAUACCAAUUUCAUUCCAAGAUUGAGGUGCCUGCUGCACAAACUGCCACAGAGCCUUGCCAAGACAAGAGCAUUGGUGAAAAGAAGAGCAGAAAGAUUAAGAAAGGGUCCAAGAAAACCUCAAACCGGGAUGAUAAGGAACUCAUAUUUGACGAGGUAAAGUUGGAAAAAGAAGAAGAAACUGAAUGGGUCGAAAAGAAAACGACUAAGAGGACCAAAGAAUCGCGAAAACUGAAGCGGAAGUCUCUCAGUCCAGAUGUGGCUCCACGUAGAAAAGACUCCUCUAAACACAGAGAGGAGAGCGACAAAUCUUCGUCGAAGAGGAAGAAGCAGAAAACCAGUUCACACGAUGACGAUAAUGGUAGAUCAAGGAAGAAAAGGAAGAAGUCCAAGUCAAAAAAGCAGAAGAAGAAAAAGAGCCCGGUUCGGAGCAAGGACUCAGAGGGGAACAGCGAACCAGAAGAGGGUGAGAUCACAGAGUCUGAGAAAGAAGAGUGGGAGUCCACUCCCUCAAUCUCAGCAUCUUCCUCCUCCAGCUCAGAGGAAAGCCCAGAGUCAGAAAUGGAGACGCAGAAUCAUGAAGUCUGGCCGCCCUGUGUGAGAGUGACAGUGGUGAGAUCUCCUGUGCUGCAGGUCGGCACUCUGUACAUCAUCACAGCCGACUCUCCAGCAACCGUUGGCAGAGAGAAAGAUAUGGACCAUGCAAUCCGAAUACCAGAAAUGGGAGUCAGCAAGUUCCACGCAGAGGUGUACUUUGACCAGGAGCAGCAGAGCUACAUGCUGGUGGACCAGGGAAGCCAGAAUGGAACAGUCAUCAAUGGCAACAGAAUCUUGCAGCCCAAAACCAAAUGUGAGCCGCAUGCACUGAUGCACGGCGAUGAGGUGAAGAUGGGAGAGACUGUGCUGUCCUUCCAUAUCCACUCGGGGACUGAUACCUGUGAUGGCUGUGAGCCUGGUCAGGUGAUGGCUCACCUCAGCAAGCACAGGAGAGAGGAGAAUACAGGCCCUGGUCUCACCAAAGAGGACAAAGAAGCACUGAGACAAAAGGAGCUGAAGCAGAUGAAGGCCAAAUAUGGCCUACAGAGCAGCGAGUACGAGGAGGUUAAAGCUCUGAAGAACCCCAGAUACCAGGACCGAGCAGAGUCUAGACGACAGACGGUGGGCAGCGAGGGCGUUUUCCAACGAGAUGAUGCACCCGCUUCUGUUCAUCAGGAGAUCAGUGAAGUCAAUAAAGGACGGAAAAUGCUGGAAAAGAUGGGCUGGAAGAAAGGAGAGGGACUGGGUAAAGAGGGAACUGGCAUGAAAGACCCGAUUGUACUGAAAAUCAGGAAGUCCCAGUCAGGUUUGGGGGCUGGUGCCGCCAUGUCCGUAGACAGCGUCUCCUUGACUAGAUCAAAGUCCCAGAAGAACUGGGAGAAAGCGCGCGAGAGGUUCGCUGAUACGUGCCAGCCUGACGUGCUGUCGCCAAAAACACAGAAGAACAAGUCACCCAAAGCCUGGUGCAAAGGAGAAGAGACUGAGACUACAAACACACAAGCAGGUGUUGAUACAGAUGGACAAAGUUAGGAAUAAGUGAAUGAACUGUGGAUUUCAAAGCUGGGAGGUUUGAUGCGUAUGAGCAACGGGAGUCUCUACUUUCUGAGGAACUGUGAUAUACUGUCUGUAAAUUACAUUGCAUAAGAAAAGUGUUAUCUCACUGAGGAAACGUCGCUGAAAACCCCAUCAACCUAUUGACUCUGAGCUGGUUUCCUCUUAAGUACAACUGUUCUGAAGAGAACAGAAUGUGACCGCAAUUAUGUCUCAGUGAUUAUUCUGUCAAUUUGUACAUCACUGUCAUGUGUCAACCGGUUGUGCAGUGCUGUGCAUUAACAGAAUUUGUAAAAGUCACUGUCUGUGGUUGUAGAAUGUGUUUUUUCUGAACUGUUUGGGAUGUUUACAGUCCAAAAAAAAACUCUGAGGAGCAGCAACAGUGUGUGUUUCACGGUCCACUGUGUCUGUAGUCCAGCCUACAGAGGGCAGAGCUGCCACCGUGCCUCCCAGAACAAAGCAGGACGUGACUCGCCUCCAGUAAAUAUUGACACGGUGAAGCUAUAUUUCUCACAAUGAGAUCAUGCUAUUAUGAGGCAACCAUGGAUCUGUUUAGACAACCCUGUAACUGAUCAUGUUAAACAAGUCACAACUGUUCAGUGUUCCAACGAAAAAACUAAAAAAAGAUUGCACAUAAAAAUUAACAUGCUCAA